GGGCAAGUGUGGUGGAGUGCAGACAGGGUGUUUAUACAUGUACAGGAAACAGAGAGUGUGUUACACAUAAUAUCAGACAUUCGUUACUCAACAGCAUAGGGAGGCAGACCAGAACCCGCUGACAAACACACUAUAAUGAACCUUUGUGCUGUGGAUUUAAAGGUGUUGGGAUUAUCAAAUCACUGGAUUGUAAAGCACAGGACCGAGCCUGAAGAUCAUGGAACAUGCAGCACUGGAUAACCAAUCACUGUAUAGCAACUACAAUGUAUCGGAUAGGCCAAAGAGAUCCUCGGAGUUCAGCAAUGCAAACCUGGUGCUGCUGGGCGUUGCAAUGGCUAUUCUGGUUCUGGCAAUAGUUUUUGGUAACGUGCUGGUGAUUACAGCCAUCCUGCGGUUUAAGAGGCUCCAGAAAGUCACCAACUUCUUCAUUGCUUCGCUGGCAUUGGCCGACCUCAUCAUGGGCUUGGUUGUGGUCCCUUUUGGCUCCAGCCACAUCCUGCUGGGAACCUGGCAGUUUGGAACAUUCAUGUGUGACUUCUGGACUGCCACUGACGUGCUGUGUGUGACGGCCAGCAUCGAAACUCUGUGUGUGAUUGCUGUGGACCGAUACCUCGCCAUCACAUCGCCUCUCCGCUACCCAAUACUACUCACAAGGGGUCGGGCCUUUGCAGUGGUUUUCGGGGUUUGGGCAGUGGCUAUCCUCAUCUCCUUCCUGCCCAUCCAUCUGAAGCUGUGGGUGUCAACAGAUGAGGAAGCUCAGAGGUGCUUGGAAGACAAGUACUGCUGUGAUUUCAACACCAAUGCAACGUACGCGGUGUUUUCCUCGAUUGUGUCUUUUUACCUGCCGCUGGUUGUGAUGAUUUUCCUGUACGCCAGGGUUUUCCAGGAGGCGCAGAAACAGCUGGAGAAGAUCAGAGGGAGGGAGAGGCACUUUUCUCACUUGCAUGAUGCUGUACAGCUGUCUUAUCCAGAAGUUAGUCCAGCAUUGAAUAAACGAACAGGAACUCAGGAGGGAGAGGACAGACUAAACAUGGAGAAAACAGACACUGGUAAGGGGGAGCAGUUAGCAGAAACCAGAGCUAGGACAGAAAGAGGUGAAGGAAAACACUCUGCUGCAAAACGUCUUAAGUUCGGUUUGAAGGAGCACAAGGCUGUAAAAACUCUUGGGAUCAUCAUGGGAACCUUCACGUUGUGUUGGCUACCAUUCUUCAUCCUCAACAUCCUCUUGACUUUUCUCCGCUUGGGGGAUAUUAGGCUGGUCUUCAAACUCCUCAACUGGCUGGGAUAUUCCAACUCUGCCUUCAACCCACUCAUCUACUGCCGCAGCCCCGAAUUCAGGCACGCCUUUCAGGAGAUACUCUGUCUCAGGGGCAAAAGGGGGAGCAGGGGAGGGAGGAGAGGAUGGGGAUGCAGGGACAGAGAUUGUUACUCCAAGCCCCCAGGUAGGACGAAUGUGGGCACAGCCCUGGAUGGUGACAGGGGGCUGGACCUUCAGCAGAGGUUGGGGUGGAAGGGCAGUUUGGACAGCUCUAUUCGGGACAGCUCGCUAAGUCUGGCACCUCCGACUCCUCGCCUCGAGCAGGUUUUAGAAGUAGCUCCUGGAUCCCUGACAAACCUGCAGGCUAACAGUUCUGCUAACGGGAGCUGUAAGGAAAACCUGGCUUCUAUUGCCUGAGCAAGUUUUUACAUUGUGCAAGUCGAGUCGUGGUGUGAACAUCAAUUUGGUGGAGCUCAAAAUGUUUGUUUUGGUUUGACUAAGACCUAACUUUAUUAUUGUUUUACGCGGUAGCUUGAAGUGUUGCUAGCUAAUAUUAAUAUGUUUAUUCAGUCUGUGUUACAAAGGGGUAAUGUGUGGUUACUGAUCUUCCUUUUUGUUAUAACAGUAAACCAUGUUCAGCAGGUAUUGUCGGCAUUAACAAAUGGUCUGACUCAAAGCUAGCAUUGUUAAAGCAACUUAUUGAGGUACAAUAAGGCUGAAUGAAUAGUGAACACAAUGCAGAUAAUACAUUGGUGAAGUAAAACUAAAUACUACAAUCUCCGCAACAGAAGAUGUCUUUAUUAUUCUCUAAUGCCCUAUUUAUAGUUCCCCUGUUUACCCCCAAAUGGAUAAGAGUAAGGUUUGGUUAUAAUGCACUGCCCAUGAAUAGCUGUCUUAUGAAUUUCAGGACAAAUAGAAUUAAAUAUUUAAGGACUAUUCUACUUUUAGAUGUGAAAGGUUUAAAUGACUAUUUGUAAUGAUAUUCAAACUGAUCCUUUAUUAAGAGCAGUCAAAAGGGAAAAACAAGACAAUGCUGUUUCUUAGUAGUGUGAGAAAAAAAAAUCCACUGGCAGGACGGUUGGUGAUUCAAAAUCUGCUUGCAUAUAUUUAGGUUGGGAAAAGGAGAACCAUACAUCCUUUUUCCACCUAGUAUAGUUAAAGGACCAUGACGCACAACAAGAUAUUGUAGCACCAACUUCCAUUACUGCCAUCAAUGGUAUAAUAGUCAGAAAGUAUAGAGCAAAAUCUGUAUGAAAGGUAGGUUUGUUUAAAAUAGCACCAUUCAAUAAAACAGAGGGUGCUGCCCAGGAUUAUAUUAAGAUAUAUUAAAAGAAAGACAUACAACAUUAAAAGAAACAAUAUGAUUACAGACCUUAAAACCAUACCUAAUGUGGAUGUUGUCUUUGUGGUUGUGUGGAAUGUGUUGUUCAAAAAGAAGAUUUCUUACUAUUGCAAGAAUGAGGAUUUGUGUUUUAAUCAAAGGUAUUCAGUAUUCAGAACCUGACUGAUAUGUUCAACCUAAACCAUCACAUUUGUUGUAAACAGUGCCUUGACUGCCAGCAACAAAGGCACAAGACACACAUCCACUAUGAAGCAGAGAUUAAAAAAUAUACUUAGUUUGCCCUGUAGCUGAACAGUCUUAUAGGAGGGUCUCAUUUGAGGCUGACUCAAAAUAACCUCCUGAGAUUUUUGUUUCCCAUUCCUUACUGAUAAACCUCAGAGCAGGUCCAAAAUCAUUUGCUGGUGUAUAUUUGUGUGUAAGAUAAACAUCUGAGACCCAAACUUGUGACAGUGAUGAUAACUUUCUCUCUUUGUUUUUGCUUUCUCCAAUUACAAAUUCACAGGAACUAUUUUCCCUCUCUUUAUCGCUCCAGACAUCUGCAGCCACGCUUUGAUUUUCUCUGUCUCUCUAAUAACAUUGUAAUCGUCAGAUAGGGGUGGGAAGAUAAUUUUCAUGCAGUAGGUUCUGUUUUAAAAAAUGUUCUGUCACAAAGCAAGGUGAUAACUCAUAUUUUGUGCCUGGUUUUGAUAUUACUCAAACAUUUGGUUGAAUAAGUUGCAAUGUAAAAUCCUUAUUAUUAUUAUCUAAUUAUAUUAAAGUAAUCAUAAGCAUAUACAGUGCUUUUAGAUUACAUACACCUUACACCCAAAGAGGACGAAUUACAUUCAGAAAAUAAUCUCCCCAGCCCUGCUUUUAUGUGUAUAGAUGAAGCCUACACCUGAACCAGGUAAUGAAGGUCAAUACUUGGCAGUUGUAAGUAAAUAUGACUUGUGCAUGUCUGUCUGUAUGUUUUGUCUGUCAGUGAUGUGAUUAUUAACUAUUUGUGCAUUUGAGAGCUUGAAAUGUGCCAUUGAAUAUUUUCAAUGUACUGUAAUGUAGAUUAUUUGAAAGUUGGAAAAUACUUAUUUUUUAUUUCAAAUUCAGUUAUUUAUCUGUUCCUCAAAAAGAACAGUUGUUUUAUUGUGCAAUUUGUCUAAUGUCUGUUAAUACAUGUGGAGUUUAAGCAGCACUGAAACUCGAGUUUACACUCUUACACACUUUACAAAAAUCUGUAUGUAAAAAACAAAAUUAGUUUGUGUAGUGUGUGUAGUUGUUAACAAGAUGAACCUUUUUUUUUUCUACCUCGAUCAUACUCACAUCUCAUGUCGGUAAAUAUUUAUUCUUAACGUGCUGGAUCUUUUUGUGAGUAAAAACAAUGAAGUUUGACAAGUGUUUGUCUGAAUCUGUUGCUCAGCUAUGUGUUUAUGCGUGUUGGUGGAUGGGUGUGUGAUCACAGACUGCCAUAAAGAAAGAGAGGGAGUGAUAACAAAGGUUAAAAGAUAAAUAAGGUUAAAAUUAGCUUGGUACUAUUCACAGCUUGCCUUUCUACAAACAGCCCCAGGUCAUUUAGGGUUAUUAGACUGGAUGCAAAUUCUUCAUUUAAGCAUUGGAACACACUGAUAAUGCAUAACAGAAAUUGUUUUUAGUCAAUGUGCACAAAAUAAACAGUGAGACAGACUUCAUGGAGCAUUCUGUAAUCCAAUUUUAAUAAAUCAUAUAAGAAGUUAGCAUAACCUCUAUAAACAAGUGAUUGCAGAUGCUGAAUCUGGAGAAUGUGUAGGCAGUGGGUCAAAGUCUAGCAUUGGCAGCAUGCUAGUUUCCAUUUGCCACCAGAAAAGUAUUGACCAAUCCUGUUUAAGUAGGAUUUGGUUGCAAGUUCCUGCAGACGGAAAUAAAGAGGGGCUUUGGCAUUGGGUUUCUAUAUUGCAUAUUGGCCAAUAUGUUAUAUAGAAACCCAAUGCUAUUCUGUACAAUGAUUUAGCUUUUCAAUAAUUACAUUAACAUUAGCUUUUCAGUGGCUACAUGUGAAAGCGUUCCUAGAAGUGUUCUCUUAGUUCAAACUCCUUUAUGAAGUCUCAAGUUGCCAACCGGCCUAUAAACAACUCUUAUCCUUGAUAUGCACUUUCUAAACCAGAGAAUUUGAGAAAUAAUGCCGCCAGAAGGUUAUCGUCAUCAGAUCAGUGGCUGAUUUAAGAUCUGAAUGACCAUAACUCUGGCAAUUUAGAAAAAAAGUACUGAAAGGGCCCUUGUCAAUCUAAAUAUGGGAUCAGGGAAUGUGAUUCUUUUCGCACUGCAACUUUAACCUUUUAACUAAACCCAUGGGACAGAGGCUUUUUGUGCUUAUCCAGUCAUCCAGUUGCAAGGAGGGUGUGUGUGUGUGUGUGUGUGUGUGUGUGUGUGUGUGUGUGUGUGUGUGUGUGUGUGUGUGUGUGUGUGUGUGUGUGUGUGUGUGUGUGUGUGUGUGUGUGUGUGUGUGUGUGUGUGGGUGUGUGUGUGUGUGUGUGUGUGUGUGUGUGUGUGUGUGUACGUGGGUGGGUGUGUGUGUGGGUGUGUGUGCGUGCGUGCGUGCGUGACGUACAGUGACAGGUGCAGGUGGUCACAGCAGCAGCAGUAUCAGCUACUGCAGAGGAAAUACAAUCAGCUAUACUGACUCAAUACACGCACACACACACACUCACACACUGUGUGUUUGAGUGGGAAUGUGACCUGUUUGUAAGUUUUUUCAUAUGUACGGAAUAUUUUCAUUAUAUGUCCUAUAUGUUAGCUGUAUUGUCUUAUUUUUGCAUUUGUUUUUAGUAUUAAAACCUGCAAAUGUAUUGUCUUCUGAAUAUGUGUAUGGAUUGUGUCUUUUGUAAACUCCAAGUGGUUUGAAUACAUAAAAUAGUUAAGUCUUGGCACAGAUUAAUCUAAUAAAAAAGCCUUUAAUGUUU
This is a messenger RNA of Eleginops maclovinus (Patagonian blennie), 5509 nucleotides long. Its product is annotated as beta-2 adrenergic receptor-like. Bases 218 to 1675 code for a protein of 485 amino acids. Gene Ontology annotation, molecular function: norepinephrine binding; beta2-adrenergic receptor activity. The record is from RefSeq and is a predicted model, not a curated record. Gene Ontology annotation, biological process: norepinephrine-epinephrine-mediated vasodilation involved in regulation of systemic arterial blood pressure; negative regulation of smooth muscle contraction; adenylate cyclase-activating adrenergic receptor signaling pathway. NCBI's taxonomy places the organism in Eukaryota, Metazoa, Chordata, Actinopteri, Perciformes, Eleginopidae. Gene Ontology annotation, cellular component: plasma membrane. The transcript has 4 exons.